Molecule: messenger RNA, 3329 nt
Organism: Geodia barretti
Lineage: Eukaryota; Metazoa; Porifera; Demospongiae; Tetractinellida; Geodiidae
Source: the annotation of a GenBank genome assembly
UAUGGUUUACGGCACGCAAUGCGCGUUCGUAACAACAGUCCAGCACUUUGGUAGCACGCCUAGCUGUUAUAGCGGUCGGCAAAAGAUUGAAGAGGAGUUAGCGCAGCAAUGUUUUGGUUACGGUCGGUUGUUGCAGUCAGCAUUUUGUUGUCAGUAGCUGCUGUUGAGCUAUCUGCCUUCUACCCGUUUGGAAGCGACGAAGGCGGCCAAUUACUUCCUCCGAACGAUGACGAAUCGACGCCCCCUCUCAACCUCACCGUGUCCUUUCCGUUCUUUGGUACAGAUCAUGGCACCAUAUUUGUCAACAACAAUGGAGUUAUAUCAUUCACGAUACCAGUGAGUGCGUUCACUCCAGCGCCAUUCCCUCUUGGGAAUGGACUACAGCUGAUUGCCCCGUACUGGGGAGAUGUGGAUACGACAGGAACUGGUCAAGUCUGGUACAGAGAGACAACUAGACCUGACCUUCUCGACAGAGCCCAGCAACUCAUAAGAAGAUUUUUUCCCGACCAACAAGAAUUUGAGGCCAAUAGCAUCUUUGUUGCUACUUGGGAUCGUGUUGGCUACUUCUCAUCACAUACAGACAAGACUAACACUUUCCAGUGUGUGAUGGUGACAAACGGAGCCAAUUCGUUUGUCAUAUUCCUCUAUGCGGAUGGUGGAAUUCAGUGGACAACUGGGGACGCUUCUGACGGUGUGGAUGGGUUUGGUGGAACUCCCGCACAAGUGGGGUUCCACAACCGCGGGAGACGCAUCGCAGUGCAACACUACUGCGUCCAGACGGCUGCCAUUGUGGACAUUGAGUUUAGCGUCAAACGUUGAGUGCCUGGAUGUGGGUUUGCAGGUUGACGACAACGAGCUGGGGCGGUGGGAAAUGUAUUAUAUGCAAUCUCAAACUAACUCCUCACUAUGGCAACCAAUUGGGUGGAGCUCCCAUCAUUGUGUCUGGGGACGACAUCACAUUUAUGGAAGAUGAUGAGAUCACUUGCAACUUUGGCGACGAGAAAGUAGACGGAGUCUAUGUUAAUGAGCAGCAGGCAAUCUGCGUGUCUCCUGAACUCUCUGAAACAGGAAUAAUCUUCUUUCAGUUGAUGGUUGUACGUGAUGGAAGAAUUACCUUCCGCGGAGAGGCAAAUUACAAUUCCCUGCCUUUUCAGAGAGCUUUUGAAGGUGUUGUUGAAAGUGAGGAACCUGUCUUUGAGAGGGGAGCUAGAGUCACUGUAUUCUGGUCUCCACUGAGUAUUUUCCCUCUUGUAGACGAAGAUAGCUACAUGGUAGACAUUACCGUACGAGUACAAGACAUAGGCACCGGUGAAUGGAAGACACUGGCAACACUGGCUUCAGAUCUUCCUAACAGUGGGGAGGCAGGAGUCACCAUUCCCGAUAUUCCAGAACUCGAAGCUUUUGAGAACACUCUUAACCCGGUUGUCAUUGAAGUGGGUGUCAGCGCUACCUCUAUGGUGGCAGGUACAAGAAAACGUGGCAUUCUCUCAGACGUUCUCCAAAAAAUCGGUCGCCUCGGUCUGCGUAUCAUUAAGCAAAUGCCUAUGAGGAUCAUAAAGAAGAUUAUCACGCAAGCUGCACAGCGUGUAGCUUGUGAAGCAUGGGCAGAGUUUAUUGAAGAUGAGAACAUUGGACAACAAAUCAACAACCGCUUACCACCAUGCCCGUGUACAGCAGAACGUGCUGCACUACCCAACAGCGGUUUCAGGGAAGAGAAACUGUCGUCCGUUGUAAAAGUCGUCGGACAAGUCCAGGAUUUCUUUGGCACGACAAUAGCCGACGAUGCAUUCCGUAACUAUUUCCAUCCCGGUGCUGCCAGCUGCUACCGCCAGAAAGUUGAUAUUCCGUCGUUGACUGGGGGCUCAGGUCAACAAUGUUGUUAUAAUACAAUUGGUGACAUCAUUGUUGGGCAGCCUGGAGGAGGAACAGUCGACCUAGUCUCUCCUGAUGUUAGCACUACGGAGCACUUUUUUCAAGACGUGCUCCCUUUCUGGCUCUGCUGCAAGGCUGGUUUCUUUUCAAACUGUGGGAGAUACUACCAGUAUCGCCCAUCGGAUGACUGUUCCCGAUCUGUUCCCCCACCACCUCCUGCUAGGGCCAGGGGAGACCCUCAUCUGGUGACUCUUGACGGACGUAAGUAUACGUUCAACGGCAGAGGAGAGUUUACUCUGAUUGAGACGUCUGACAGCAGCAUCACUCUACAGGGGAGAAUGGUCGACAUAACAAGUCAGAAACGGGGGUAAUCCAAUGGCUACUGUGUUCUCUGCCAUCGCUGCAAGGGAGAGAGACUCGGAUGUCGUACAAUUUCAGGCAUCAGAUAAUGGUACUAUUGUAGCCCUUGUCAACGGCGAGCAAGUUGACUUUAACGUUAUCGAACAGCAGUUUAAGAACGUUACGGUGGCUGAUCUUGGAAAUAAUACACUGUCGGCGACAUUCUCCAGUGGUGCAUAUCUCGAGGUGCAGCAAGAGAACAGUAUUUUGUCCUCGCUAGUGAUCAGUCUUCCAGAGAGCUACAAGACAGUGGCAACACAGGGACUACUGGGAACAUUUAACGGAGAUACUUCUGAUGACCUUAAACCAAACAAUGGAACUGUACCUCUUCCUUUAGACUCCACCCUUCGAGAUAUCCAUUAUGAUUUUGGAUUAACUUGGAUCAUUGACACAUUCUCAGAGAGUUUGUUUUCGUACCCGCCCGGGGAAUCAUGGGCGACGUACUACUUGCCCACCUUCGAGCCAGUGUUUCAACCAGUGUUUCAAGAUGUGGAUCUCGAAACGGAGGCCAAUAGGUUGUGCGGAGACGAUGUGUUUUGUCUGUUUGACAUCGCGGCCACUGGGAACACUGAUCUGGGACUCAGCACACUACGUACCAGCCAAGAGAUAGAGAAACUGGAAGAACUAUCUCUGCCAAUUACAUGUGACCCUCCAUGUGAGAACGGUGCUUGUGUAGCCAAUGACACAUGUGCUUGCUCUCAAGGAUUCACUGGAGACCAAUGCACUAGAAAGAUUCUAAUGGAGUGUGGAGAGAACCCUUGUGAAAAUGGAGGGACCUGCACAAGGCAUGUGAAUGACUAUACCUGUACAUGUCCACCUGAGUACUCUGGAUACUUGUGUGAAGUUACAUGUGACCCUCCAUGUGAGAACGGUGCUUGUGUAGCCAAUGGCACAUGUGCUUGCUCUCAAGGAUUCACUGGAGACCAAUGCACUAAAAAGAUUCUAAUGGAGUGUGGAGAGAACCCUUGUGAAAAUGGAGGGACCUGCACAAGGCAUGUGAAUGACUAUACCUGUACAUGUCCACCCAAAUACUCGGGAUACUUGUGUGAAGGUAAUUG